Nymphaea colorata (pocket water lily) is the source of this 1574-nucleotide messenger RNA. Its product is annotated as WAT1-related protein At5g07050-like. The transcript has 7 exons. Gene Ontology annotation, molecular function: transmembrane transporter activity. The record is from RefSeq and is a predicted model, not a curated record. Gene Ontology annotation, cellular component: plasma membrane. NCBI's taxonomy places the organism in Eukaryota, Viridiplantae, Streptophyta, Magnoliopsida, Nymphaeales, Nymphaeaceae. The coding region runs from base 61 to 1308 and encodes 415 amino acids.
UCUCCCAUUUCUGCAUCAUUCAUAGAGAAUUUUCACCGAUUUUUUGACUAAGUACUCAUUAUGUCCAUUAUGGGAAGUGGAGGAAGAGCAUGGAGGUCUCUUGGUUCAGCAUUCAUGGGCGGGAUGAUGGCAUACAUUGCCAUGAUCUCUGUGCAGGUUGGGUAUGCAGGAUUGAAUAUCAUCACCAUAAUUUCAUUGAAGCAGGGAAUGAGCCAUUACACGCUUGUGGUAUAUAGGCAUGCUGUUGCAACUCUUGUUAUGGCCCCCUUCGCCAUUGUUCUGGAAAGGAAAGUGAGACCCAAGAUUACUCUCAGCAUCUUUUUACAAAUGUUCGCACUUGGGCUGCUUGGGCCCGUGAUAGACCAGAAUCUGUACUAUGCUGGAAUGAAGUACACAUCAACGACGUUUGCAUCAGCCAUGUGCAACGUUCUUCCGGCCUUGGCCUUCGUAAUGGCCGUCUUAUGCAGGAUGGAGACGGUGGAAAUAAAGAAGUUGAGGAGCCAAGCCAAGAUCAUAGGGACGGCGGUCACGCUGGCGGGGGCGAUGGUCAUGACCCUCUACAGGGGUCCCAUGGUCGACAGCUUGUGGUCGGGGCAGCGCCGUCAAAGUCAAUUAGGACCCACCGGCCCCGCCACCAGAGACGGCGGCACUUCCGGCGACGCCGACACCGAUUGGGUGAAGGGUGGCAUCAUGGUCAUCUCUGCUUGCUUCUCGUGGGCCGCUUUCUUUGUCCUUCAGGCCUUCACUCUCAAGAGGUAUUCGGCUCCGCUGUCGCUGACGGCGUUGAUAUGCUUCAUCGGGACGGUGCAGGCGGCAGUGCUGACGCUGGUGAUGGAGCGCCGUGCUGGUGCCUCCGCUUGGGCUUUGGGCUGGGACAACAAGCUCCUCACGGCCGUCUACUCGGGGACGGUGUGCUCUGGGGUGACGUAUUACGUGCAGGGUCUCGUGAUGAAACAGAGGGGCCCCGUCUUCGCCACCGCCUUCAGCCCUCUCUUUCUCGUCAUUCAAGUGGCCAUGUCCUCCCCCAUCCUCCACGAGCCCAUCUUCUUGGGAGGGAUAAUCGGUGGAGUUGUCAUAGUGGUUGGGCUGUAUGUUGUGCUGUGGGGCAAAAGCAUGGAGUACGUGCGACCCGUUAUGCCAGCAGCAGGUGAGAAUGAGCCUGACCCCGAGGCAUUGGCAGCCUCGGCCAAGGCUGGCAAGUCGAGCGGCGCCACCGGAGAUGGAGAUCUCAUGGAGGUGCCGCCGGUGGCGGCGCUGCCUAACUGUGACUGCAGAGCUGAAGCGGAUUCUUCAUAUGCUGCUAAGUAGUAAUCUUAUUCAACCAGAUCAAAACUUAGUCUGUGUGCAUAUGUGUGUGUGAGAAGGUUUGGUGCUCCUAGCUCAAUCUGUCAACUGCUGGUGAGUGGUCCAUGUGUGUGUGGGUAUGCUUUAUUUUGUGUCUUUGUAAGUAAUGCGUGUUGCCGACGGUCUCACUCACAUGGGUACCAUGCACCUGGUACUGUAUUAUAGGUGUACAAAAGAUGAUGUUUCCCAUUAUCAACAUAUAUAAUAAAGAUGAUGUGAAGGAUUCCUUU